Lithohypha guttulata is the source of this 744-nucleotide messenger RNA. RefSeq lists its product as uncharacterized. Bases 1 to 744 code for a protein of 247 amino acids. Gene Ontology annotation, cellular component: cytosol. Gene Ontology annotation, molecular function: hydrolase activity, hydrolyzing N-glycosyl compounds. The record is from RefSeq and is a predicted model, not a curated record. Gene Ontology annotation, biological process: cytokinin biosynthetic process. Lineage: Eukaryota; Fungi; Ascomycota; Eurotiomycetes; Chaetothyriales; Trichomeriaceae. The transcript has 2 exons.
AUGUCUGCAGGCAAUGGAGCAAAGCAGCCUGUAGUCUGCAUCUUCUGCGCAUCCUCACCAGGCAAGAAUCCAGCACACUUGGCAUCUGCUCGCGAUCUAUCCACUUCUCUAUCCGAUGCAGGCUACAAGUUAGUCUACGGUGGUGGAACCAUGGGCAUCAUGGGAGAAAUUGCAAAGACCUUCGUGGCCGGCUCAGGUCCCGACAGCGUCGACGGCAUAAUCCCUCGCGCGUUGAUCCGCACCGAGAAAGACCCAAGCCUACGCAACGACAGCCCUUCACCCGGACCAGGCGCAGAUGUCAAGCAGGCCGAACGUGUGAUGCCAAAAGACCAAUUGAAGAGAACAAACACAGCUGAUACUAUACCGCAAUCAGAGUUUGGAAACACCAUAAUCGUCCAGGAUAUGCACGCUCGCAAACGCAUGAUGGCAGACCGUGUGGUUGCUGGUGGGCCAGGAUCGGGGUUUGUGGCAUUGGCUGGUGGCUAUGGCACAAUCGAGGAAGUAAUGGAGAUGGUCACUUGGAACCAGCUGGGAAUUCACAAAAUGCCCAUCAUAGUAGUGAACGUGGAUGGGUAUUGGGAUGGACUGCUGCAAUGGGUCAGAAGAAGUAUCAGUGAAGGUUUUGUCGCACCUGGUAACGCUGACAUCUUGGUCGAGGUCAAGGACCCGAGUCAAGUCCUGGCAGCGCUGCAGGACUACAAGGUUGCCCAAGGACGCUUCAACCUGGACUGGACGAAGGAGUAA